AUGUCUUUUUAUGGGAUUGCGGGUCUCUUUAUUAGCUCCUAUUUGUGGUCCACAAUUUCGUGGAAUGUAGGUAGUGGUUAUGAUCGAUUUGAUAUAAAAGAAGGAAUAGUAUGUAUUUUUCGUUGGGGAUUUCCUGGAAAAAAUCGCCGCAUCUUCCUCCGAUUCCUUAUAAAAGAUAUUCAGUCCGUCAGAAUAGAAGUUAAAGAGGGUAUUUAUGCUCGUCGUGUCCUUUAUAUGGAAAUCAGAGGUCAGGGGGCUAUUCCCUUGACUCGUACUGAUGAGAAUUUGACUCCACGAGAAAUUGAACAAAAAGCUGCUGAAUUGGCUUAUUUCUUGCGUGUACCGAUUGAAGUCUUUUGA
Messenger RNA from Cornus florida, 360 nucleotides. Its product is annotated as photosystem I assembly protein Ycf4. The transcript has a single exon. Gene Ontology annotation, biological process: photosynthesis. NCBI's taxonomy places the organism in Eukaryota, Viridiplantae, Streptophyta, Magnoliopsida, Cornales, Cornaceae. The record is from RefSeq and is a predicted model, not a curated record. Gene Ontology annotation, cellular component: thylakoid; photosystem I; membrane. Bases 1 to 360 code for a protein of 119 amino acids.